AUGCACUGCCACACCUGGCCCGAGGAUUCAUUUCUUACACAGCAUUAUGCAGUUUCCAGUGAGCCUAAUGGCUGGAGUGCUGUGCCAACUAAGGGAAGGGCUUAUGCGCACGCGCGCCUGCUGGUGGGCGCGCUGCGUGCCCGCCUCGGCCGCCGCCCACUUCUUUCUCGCCGAGCUCGCGCGGUCUCUAGCUCCUGGAGCGCGCCUUUUGCCGGCUCUCCUGCGCCUGCGCCCAGGUGUCGGCGCCUAGGGGGAGGGGGAACCCGGCGCGCUCGCGUCACGUUCGCUCUUCCAUCCUCCUGGGCACCGCCGCUCUGCGCCUGCGCUGGAGAGUCGCGAGGCUCUAGGGUUGCAGAGUCCGGGGCGAUAGCUCCUGUCAGUCGUGGGUCGGUCCUCCUGCCGGCCCACCUUCUUCCUCCUUCUCCGGGGGGAGGCGCGGUGGAGUCCGCCCCUAGGUUCCCCCGAUGGGGGAGAAGCGGCGACGGCAGCAGUGGAAUAACCGAGCCGGAGCGUGAGCGGCCCCGUGGUUCGGUUCACCGCGGAGGCCAUGGGCGACGGGCGACACACUCCCUGCGGCGAGGGAGCCUGGUGCUGCGCGCUUCACGUGUUCCGGGGCGCCCCCUUCCACCGGCUCCACUUCCCUCAGGGAUCCCUGCCCCUUCCCCAGGCUCUCGCGGUUGGUGGGUCUCCGCCCUCUGCUCUCCUCUCUACUUGCUGCAGAUUCUGGGAGCCAAUUCAGUCUCCACCCUGUGGUGUACCGCCCCCACACUUUCCUACCACCCCAGCCUUUACUUUGGGGUUCGGUACUCCCUCCGAGGUAUUUGA
Messenger RNA from Fukomys damarensis (Damara mole-rat), 825 nucleotides. RefSeq names its product potassium/sodium hyperpolarization-activated cyclic nucleotide-gated channel 4-like. The record is from RefSeq and is a predicted model, not a curated record. The transcript is spliced from 3 exons. NCBI's taxonomy places the organism in Eukaryota, Metazoa, Chordata, Mammalia, Rodentia, Bathyergidae. Bases 1 to 825 code for a protein of 274 amino acids.